This is a messenger RNA of Brugia malayi, 876 nucleotides long. It is a transcript of the gene Bma-phb-2, whose product is annotated as putative 31.8 kDa protein in chromosome II, putative. NCBI's taxonomy places the organism in Eukaryota, Metazoa, Nematoda, Chromadorea, Rhabditida, Onchocercidae. The record is from RefSeq and is a predicted model, not a curated record. The coding region runs from base 1 to 876 and encodes 291 amino acids. Gene Ontology annotation, biological process: mitochondrion organization. The transcript has 7 exons. Gene Ontology annotation, cellular component: mitochondrion; membrane.
AUGGCAAACUUCGAAAAAUUAUUGUUGGAUGUUGGCCCGAAGGGUCUAGCUCUUAUAGCCGGCACUGUGGCUACUGGCCUUGGCAUAAAAGAAUCACUUUUUUCUGUUGACGCUGGACACAGAGCAAUAAUGUUCAACCGAGUUGGUGGUAUUGGUGACGCUGUCUAUAAAGAAGGACUGCACUUCCGAGUACCGUGGUUCCAGUAUCCAAUUAUAUAUGAUAUUCGUGCUCGUCCCAACCAAAUUCGUUCACCAACUGGAAGCAAGGAUUUGCAGAUGGUGAAUAUCGGUCUGCGUGUUCUUUCACGUCCCGACCCGUCCUCAUUACCAAAAAUAUAUCGCAUGUUGGGGCAGAAUUGGGAAGAAAGAAUUUUACCUUCAAUUUGCAAUGAGGUACUCAAAAGUGUUGUAGCGAAAUUUAACGCUUCACAGCUGAUAACACAACGGCAGCAAGUUUCUUUACUUGUUCGUAAGGGUCUGAUUGAGAGAGCACUGGAUUUCAACAUUAUUUUGGAUGAUGUGGCAAUUACCGAAUUGGCUUUUUCGCCACAGUACUCUGCAGCUGUAGAAGCGAAACAAGUUGCUGCUCAAGAAGCUCAACGUGCAUCAUUUUUGGUUGAAAGAGCGAAACAGCAGAGACAGGAAAAAAUCGUCCAGGCUGAGGGUGAAGCUCAAUCUGCUAAACUUAUAGGCGAAGCAAUUAGACGAGAUCCGGGUUUCUUAAAGUUGCGUAAAAUUCGUGCUGCUCAGAAAAUUUCGAAAAUUAUAUCAGAAACAGCAAACAACAGAGUUUAUCUACCAUCCGGUGGUCUCAUGCUAAAUAUUGCCGAUGAAGACUACCUGAAUGUUGAUAGUAAAGAAAGGCUGAAGCGGUAA